Molecule: messenger RNA, 1322 nt
Organism: Polyodon spathula (Mississippi paddlefish)
Lineage: Eukaryota; Metazoa; Chordata; Actinopteri; Acipenseriformes; Polyodontidae
Product: membrane protein FAM174B-like
Exons: 3
Coding region: 395-796 (133 amino acids)
Source: RefSeq, a predicted model, not a curated record
GUUGUGCAAGAACACUUCCGGACGAAGACAAGUCACAUGUCCAUUUAUUUGUUUAAAAAAACAGAAGGCCAGCAUUCUGAGGACAUGUUGCUGUAGCACAUAAAACCCAUUAACAUCGCUACUUGUAGAGUGAGGACAGACUGAGCAGCCAAAGAGAGCGUCUGGACCAUAGGAGGGGAAACGCGAACUGAUUUUUAAUAACUGAAGACGCAUCCGUUUUCGGCAGGCGAGUUGGGCAACACAUGCUUAUGAGCAGUACAUCAAUGAAGCAGACUAAAGACAAGCCAGACACUGAAGUCUACACACGGAGAUUGUUUUGUUGAAUCUAAAAAAGAAAAGAUAACGAGAACUAAUCUGCAAAUAUAAGAAGGUGUAGACAAUUUCAUGCGUAAAAAUGUAUCCUUUCUAUUUUACCUGUAUAUUGGUAAUAGUUGGUACGUGGGGGGUCCUGGGGUCCCUGCAGACCCCAGCAGGGAACUCUUCAACAGCAUCAAUUCUGGAGAACAGCAGUGAUCAGACCAACUCCACGUACACGUUUCCCUUCGGGGACAACAUUUCUGCUAUCUUGAGAGACCUUCCCACGUUGAAAAAUAUUGUCUUUAUCGUAUGCGGCUUCACUGCUUUUCUUAUCACUUGUUUGGUUGUUAAAGUGUUCAGGUCUGGAAGAAAGAUAAGGAAGACGCGCAAGUAUGACCUCAUCACAACGCCGGCGGAGCGAGUGGAAAUGGCUCCUUUGAAUGGAGAUAAUAACGAUGAAGAUGAGGAUUCCACUCUCUUUGAUGUGAAAUACAGGUGAAGAGGGCUGCGUGAACUGAGCCGGCCCCCGCAAAGUCACUCCACUGCUGCGUUCUGGCACAAAACAAACGACUUGAGUUUUCUGUUUAUUAUCCUCAACAUUACACUGCUGUAAAUGAAGUAUCUGUCAUAAAAAAAGAAACACAAUUGACAUGAUAUCUCGGGUUAUUCUCCACAGACAGGCAGGUGUAUAAUACUAAUGGAACAAAUAGGUUAGGCUGCCUGUAGGUAACCUGGUCAUCAAUGAAAUACUGGCCUACUGGUCCCCUUCAUUAGAAACAUUAAAUGUUAAUCAAAAACAAUACAUAAACAACAUGCAAUUAAUGCUGUACCAGUAAUUAAAUACCUUGUAUUUCAAGCUUAACACUGAAAAAAAAGAUAGAAUUAUCUUCAAUCUUAAACAGAACUUUCUGAACAAAAAUAAUUGUUUGCAUAGGGGUAUAAAAGUGUGUAUGUAUGUAUGUAUGUAUGUAUGUAUGAUAUAUAUAUAAUCUUGUUUUGUCUGGGUAUACAAGUGUGAGAAAUGC